AUGCAGGAGGUUCUCAAUUCGGAUGUUCGCCCAUGGCCUUCGCAAGGUCCCAACCGCAGUAGGCCACUAGACUUGGUGGAUUCCGAAGAACCACCCCACGAGACUGCUGCUGGGAAUCGCACCCCACAGCCACCACCUGGAUCACACCUUAGAUGUAAAGGCGUUGCACACUCCGAAGAGGACCCAGAAACAAGCCUGACUGCUCUCUCCAUCGCUACCAGUACACGCCCGAAGACGACG
This is a messenger RNA of Brenthis ino (lesser marbled fritillary), 240 nucleotides long. NCBI's taxonomy places the organism in Eukaryota, Metazoa, Arthropoda, Insecta, Lepidoptera, Nymphalidae. The record is from the annotation of a GenBank genome assembly.